CAACCAUAGCCACAAUUCACUCACAUAGAUAUAUCCUCUACUCAUGUCAAGAAAAGGAAAACCUAUAUCCUCUACUUCUCAGUUCUGAAUUCUCACUCUAUUUCAUUUCUUUCAUCAUCCUAUUCCCUCCUAGACUUCAUUGUCCCUCCGGUAAUAAUUAACAAUAGAAGAAACCCGAACACCAUGCUCCUCAUCAUUGCUUUUUUCAUCAUCUCCAUCAUCACGUGGGUCCUCUUUUUCAGGCCCAGCAAGGCCCAAGGAAACCUCCCACCAGGCCCACCGGGUCUCCCAAUCUUCGGCAACCUAUUCUCCCUCGAUCCCGAGCUCCACACCUAUUUCGCGGGCCUGGCCCGCACCUAUGGCCCGAUAUUCAAGCUCCAGCUCGGCGGCAAGCUCGGCAUCGUCAUCACCUCCCCAACCGUGGCCUGCCAAGUCCUCAAGGAUCACGACACCGUUUUUGCCAACCGCGACGUCCCCGCCGCCGGAAGAGCCGCCACUUACGGCGGAUCCGACAUCGUCUGGACGCCAUACGGACCCGAGUGGCGGAUGCUGAGGAAAGUAUGCGUCAUGAAGAUGCUGAGCAACCACACGCUGGACUCCGUCUAUGAGCUCCGCCGCAACGAGGUGCGAAAAACGGUCGGGUUCUUGUGUAAUCGGGACGGGUCAGAGGUGAACGUUGGCGAGCAGGUGUUCUUGACGGUGCUGAACGUGAUAACGGAGAUGAUGUGGGGAGGGGCGGUGGAGGGGAAGGAGAGGGAGGGGUUGGGAGCGGAGUUCAGGGAGGUGGUGGCGGAGAUGACGGCGCUGCUUGGGAAGCCGAACGUGUCGGAUUUUUUUCCCGCGUUGGCACGGUUUGACUUGCAGGGUGUGGAGAAGCAGAUGCACGCACUGGUGCCGCGGUUCGAUGGGAUCUUCGACAGGAUGAUUGGGAAGAGGGUGGAAGAAGGGAACAAGAAGAGCACUGAUUUCUUACAAUUUUUGUUGAAUUUGAAGGACGAAGGUGACUCCAAGACCCCACUUACCAUGGUUCAACUCAAGUCACUGCUCAUGGACAUGGUUGUGGGUGGAUCCGACACAUCCUCCAACACAAUCGAAUUUGCCUUGGCUGAAAUGAUAAAGAAGCCAGAGAUAAUGAAGAUAGUCCAAGAAGAACUGGAAGCAGUAGUUGGCAGAGACAACAUAGUAGAAGAGUCACACAUUCACAAGCUACCUUACUUGCGCGCAGUAAUGAAAGAAACCCUUCGGUUGCACCCAGCACUUCCACUCUUAGUCCCUCACUGCCCCAGUGAAACCACCACUGUGGGUGGGUACACAAUUCCAAAGGGUUCGCGUGUGUUUGUGAACGUGUGGGCAAUACACAGAGACCCUUCUAUUUGGGACAAACCCCUUGAGUUCGAUCCUACUAGGUUCUUGGAGGAUGGUGAAGCAAAAUGGGAUUUCAGUGGUAGUGAUUUCAGUUACUUUCCAUUUGGUUCUGGAAGAAGAAUAUGUGCUGGGAUUGCAAUGGCUGAGAGGACAGUACUAUACUUCCUUGCCACGCUUGUACAUUCAUUUGAUUGGAGGGUAACCGAAAGAGAGAAGUUUGAUGUAUCUGAAAAAUUUGGUAUUGUUCUUAAGAAGAAAGUACCUCUAACUGCCAUUCCCAUACCACGAUUAUCCAAUCCAGAUCUUUAUAAAUAGAAUUAAUCGAUGCAUUGUCAUCAAAUACUGUACCAAGGAAUAACAUUUUGUCAUCUUGUAAUACUAUACAAAGUGGAUGGACAAAAAAGUUGUAUUUUGGUCA
Messenger RNA from Arachis stenosperma, 1783 nucleotides. RefSeq names its product flavonoid 3'-monooxygenase CYP75B137-like. NCBI's taxonomy places the organism in Eukaryota, Viridiplantae, Streptophyta, Magnoliopsida, Fabales, Fabaceae. The coding region runs from base 184 to 1680 and encodes 498 amino acids. The record is from RefSeq and is a predicted model, not a curated record. The transcript has 2 exons. Gene Ontology annotation, molecular function: oxidoreductase activity, acting on paired donors, with incorporation or reduction of molecular oxygen; iron ion binding; monooxygenase activity.